AUGGGGUCAGUUGAAGAUGAGUUCCAUUUUAUGAUGAUAUGCCCCUCUUAUGCUCCACUAAGAGCCAUAUUCCUUAACCAGGUUAAAGAUAUACUGGGCAGUGCAGCCCCUGAGUCCAUCAGUGACCUUUUUAUUACCCAGAAAUACCUAAAUCACCAUCCCGGGAUUAGGACCCCUUGCGCCAUAUCAAAUAACAAAAACAAGUUUAAAUCGAAACUUGCCUUCAAAAAGCGGGUGACCUGUACAUUAUUAUGUAAUACAGGUGAGCAUUUCGGUGAGAGGUGUUCAGGUAGGACCAAGGUCAGUAGAAGAUGGAGAAGACAGAGGUUCUUGAGAAGAAACGCACUUGCCAAUGAGGAAGUGAGGGGCUUAUUGCAGCUGUCCAAAGGUCUGAACAAGUCCUCAACAAUGACUCCCAACUGCUGUUUACCGGGUGAUUGGAUGCGUCGCCGAUCAAAGACAUCAGAUUCAUGUUGGACAUCGCCUGAGCCCAUGCCAAGAUUGUCUCGCUUGUUGAAGUUUGUCUUGUAGUUUAUUUGCAGGGUUGACAUUUGAUAUGAAAUGUAAUCUUUGCCUUGGAUAGUAAUAUUCUGCAUAAAAUUUGUAUAAAAUAAUUGUUGUACGCAGCAAGAAUUUUUAACGAAACUUCUGAUCAGAGAAAAAAAAAAGAAAUGAAUGGCGUCGACCCUGCAUGUCGCUGGUUAUAUAUGAUACAUUCUUUCUAAAUCGUAGUACAGUACUCUAUCCGCUCAUAUCGUUUCAAGGUAUUUUAUUUAUUAUGUAUAUUUAUUAUUGUGUCGGAAGUAAGUACCCAUCAAUUCUCAAACUUAAAUACGACACUUUUUGGAGUUCACCUUUAACAAAAUAAUUUUAGUGCAAAAGUAUUUUGCUGAAAUGAUGAGUGAAAACAAAAAUGAUAGUUAUCAAAUAUUAUUAUUAUUAUUAUUAUUAUUAUUAUUAUUAUUAUUAUUAUGCGAUUUUUAGGUAGAGUACUGCGCCAGCCCUAUUGAUUUUCUAGUUGAAGGUAAAAAAUUGUCUGUGGGCACUUAGCUGUGCAUUUGAAGAUAUUUUAAAUAUUUAUUUUGAAUCAAAUUGAAUUGAAUUGAAUUCUAAGAUUCCGAUAAGAAAAAUAUCUCAACUUCAUUACAUGAAACUUUUGAGAGACAAACGGUUUCAUACAGUGACCGUUAAGUUUGAGAAAAGAACAAGUUGUUAAUU
Messenger RNA from Lingula anatina, 1218 nucleotides. RefSeq lists its product as uncharacterized. NCBI's taxonomy places the organism in Eukaryota, Metazoa, Brachiopoda, Lingulata, Lingulida, Lingulidae. The record is from RefSeq and is a predicted model, not a curated record.